GCUUCGACAGAUACACAAUCAAUUACUCUAUUGCCACUAUUACAAGAAACAUCGGAUACAAUUUCAACUUCAACUUCACCAUCACAACCAAGUGACGAUGUUAUUCCACAACCUAAAAAAGUAAAAAUAGUGAAAAUUGAUUUAUUCGAUAAUAAUUCAAGUCUUUUAUUUCCAACAACGAAAAAAACAUCAUUGACAGUAUUACUGGUUAAUUCUUCUAAAGCAUCAUCAGCUCGUUCUUCUACAACAGCUGUAUCUAAAUCUAGAGAAGUUGUCCCUUUCUCCUCUAAAUUUAUUAUAUAUACAGCUUUCUUUAAAACACCCACAACCGCAACAAUGGCCAUAUCUAAAUCUAGAGAAGUUGUUCCCUCCUCCUUCUCCUCAAAAGUAAUAACUUCUCAAGCAACUGCAGAUAAACUAAAUCAAAGAAGUUUGUUAAAGUUAUUACAAAUUUGUCAAAAAAUGAAUUUAACGCUCAAUGAAUUAACAAAAAAUCAAAGUAGGUUAGAAGGUAUGAUUAAAGAACAAACCGCCCAAAUUUCUGAACUUUUGAAAAAAUUUGGAGAUAUUGAAACUGAAGAAGAUAGCAAAUUUAGUAAAGGAAAAGGAAAAAAGAAAAUUGACAAGUCGAAACCUUUUUACCACGAAGCGCUGUGGAGUAUAUUUGGAAUCAAUAGGAUAAAACCGUUUGGAGAUAACUACACUAAAUCACAGAUGAAGGAAUGGAAGAAACUCGAGAACGUACAAAAAGUUCACGAAGAUCUGUAUACUCUAAGUGAUCUGAACGAUCCAGAUUCAGACACUUAUAUUACACUAAUAAUUAAAUCAGUUUUUUCAUCAGAAAACAAACGUACAGUAAAAAACGGCAUUUGGGUACAGUCUGUAUUAGAGACGAUAUUUAACGAAAAAUACCUCUCGACGAAAAUUGAUACAGAAGUUGACAACGCUGAUGAAGAAGCAUUUUAUUCUUCUCUGGAUCAACAUAUUGAAGAGGAUGGUGAUAUAGAUGAUGUAGUGGAUGAUGUAUUGAUAACUAAUAAAGAUAGACAGCCAGAAAAUUCUGAUGAUGAUGAUCUUGUAAUAGCCGAUUGA
This is a messenger RNA of Funneliformis caledonium, 1092 nucleotides long. Lineage: Eukaryota; Fungi; Glomeromycota; Glomeromycetes; Glomerales; Glomeraceae. The record is from the annotation of a GenBank genome assembly.